Lingula anatina is the source of this 1293-nucleotide messenger RNA. RefSeq lists its product as uncharacterized. Lineage: Eukaryota; Metazoa; Brachiopoda; Lingulata; Lingulida; Lingulidae. The record is from RefSeq and is a predicted model, not a curated record.
AUUCCCAAAUCAGGAGAUGCCAAGAAAAAGAAUGAAAAAAUUAACAACUUGGUUAAUAAUGACAAAUAUUUAUCAGAUGAAGUAACAAUUAGAAAGAGACACAAAGAUGAGCGAAAACAAGUGGAAGCUGAUGAUAACUCAAAUGAUGAAGCUUCAGCUAAGAAUAAAAUCAGUGAAGAGAACAAUGAAAAUUUGAACAUGACCAAAAAAAGGACGGCAAAUGAAUCACAACAAUUAUGUACAGAAACAAUAACAGAAAAAAAGAAGAAAAAGAAAGAAAAGAAGAAGGUUUCUUCUGAGACAGACAAGGUUGUAGGAGACAGUGAAAAGACAAGUGCUAGGGACUUAGCUUUGGAAUAUCUGAAAAAGUGGCAUGAAAAUAGAAAACAGUGGAGUUUUCAGAAAGUGCGUCAGGUGUGGAUUCUGCAACACAUGUAUGAUACACAGAAGGUACCAGAUGAGGAGUUUAAAAUACUUUUGGAAUACAUGGAGAAUUCUAAGGGGAAGGCAAGGGAGAAUACAAUAAAACAAGCAGAAGUAGUGAUUGAGAAAUUUGAAGAAACAGAUAAUGACACAGCAGCUAAAGAGGGCUAUAUGCGAGCAAGACAAGUCCUGCAGAUGCUAAGCUGACUAUAAACACUCAGACAAUAUAAAUGCUUGGAGACAGACAUUUUUCAUUACCCAAAAGGAGAUAAAUGCAUAAAGUGAUUUUUGAUUAGGCCUUUAUUUCUAGUUUCUAAAAAUGUGUGAUAACCUCCUUACACAGGCAACUUUUUAUGAGCUAUCAUUUUUUAAAUUCCCCUCUCCAUUGGAUCUGUCUGUAUGCAUUCUGAUCACUUGUGUAUGUCUUUUGUCAUUACCAUCUCUGAUGCUGUCUGAUGUGUUAGUGAGUUGUGCACCAUAUAAUUGCCAAACCACAUUGUUUGUUUUACUGUAAUUUUACUGGAUGGCUUUGUGUGAUAGAAAAAGAGAUUGUUCCAAGAAAAUCAGCAAGAUCAAAUUAUUAUUACAAAUGUUAUGCUUUUUGCAUGUAUUUUGGUGACAUAACAAACAUAUGAAGCAUAGGGAGAGGCUUCUGAAGUCAGACAUAUUGAGUGACAGCUAUUGAUAUACACUCUUGAUAAAAAAGCUUGUUGCACCUCUUUCAUGUGACUGGAAAUAAUCACAACUGUAAACCAUUUUAAGUAAAAUUAAGUACAGCUAUUUUUAUUCCAGAUUUAAACAACAACACGCAUUGCCCCUUUAGAAAAAUUUAUCAGUUACUAACUACACUAGGACUGAAAAAAUCACAAC